GUAAUCGUUUUAUUUAGCAGUGACUACCAAAAGGCAGAUCGGCGGAGGGACAAUUUAUAUUUACUUGUAGCUGCAAUGUCAUUAUUAUCAUUAGAUAUCCGUACAAUAUUUUAGUGUCAAGUACAUUUUAACUUAUUGCUUAAUGUUAUAGUAUUUAAAGAAAUGGCGGCUUUGAUCCGCUUUUUAAGUAGGCGUCGCACUCGCCGAACUCAACAACCAACUUCAGGUGUUGGAGGCCAACAACAGCCGAUUAAAAAGAAAAAUGCACUUAUUUGCACCAUAAUGUUGUUGGAUGGUACUGACAUUACUGUUGAUGUUAAUAAAAAAGCCAAUGGAGCCACACUUAUUGAACAAGUAUUUUAUCAUUUGGAUAUAAUAGAAAAAGAUUAUUUUGGCUUGCAGUAUACAGACCAUUACAAUGUUAAUCACUGGUUGGAUCCUACAAAGCAAGUCAGAAAACAAGUUAAAAUUGGCCCUCCUUACACAUUUCGCUUUCGAGUAAAGUUCUAUUCAUCAGAACCUAAUAACUUACAUGAAGAACUGACUAGGUAUCAGUUCUUCCUUCAACUGAAGCAAGAUAUUUACACUGGCAGAUUACCAUGUCCAUAUGAGACCUUGACUGAGCUUUGUGCUUUGGCCUUACAAUCUGAACUUGGGGACUAUGAACCAGAAUCUCACUCCCCAGGCACAGUGUCAGAGUUUAGAUUUGUGCCCAACCAAACAGAACAGAUGGAGCUUGACAUCUUUGAAAAGUACAAAGAUUGUGUUGGUCAAACACCUGCUCAAGCUGAACUGUCUUUCUUACACAAGGCCAAGUGGCUGGAGCUUUAUGGCGUUGAUAUGCACACUGUUAUGGGUAGAGACCAGAACAGCUACAGCCUGGGACUGACUCCUACAGGUAUACUGGUCUUUGAAGGGGCAGUCAAGAUUGGCUUGUUCUUCUGGCCAAAGAUGACAAAGCUAGACUUUAAAGGAAAAAAGUUGAUGUUGGUUGCUGUUGAAGAUGAUGACAAUGGCCAGAGCCAGGACCAUUCCUUCCAGUUUCGAUGCACCACUGAGAAAGCCUGUAAACACCUCUGGAAGUGUGCUGUUGAGCACCACGCCUUCUUCCGUCUUAAGGGGCCAGUCAAAGGGCAGUCAGGUCGCCAGAACUUUUUCAGGAUGGGUUCAAGGUUUAGAUACAGUGGUAGGACAGAGUACCAAACAGCCACCAUGAACAGAGCACGGAGAAGUGUUAAGUUUGAGAGAAAGCCUAGUCAUAGAUACUCCAGAAGGCCAACUUUUGAGAGGAAGGAGAGAGAGGAAAGAAUGAAGAGAGAGGCAGACAUGAAGAGGAGAGCUGAGGAAGACAGAGAGAGGAGGGCUGUAGCUGCUGCCAACAAGGCUUCUGUAGACACCACCAUAGAUUCCAUCCCUGACAGCACAAGGGAGUCCAUCAGGAGCAACUCUACCACCAGGUCCAGCGUCAGGACACCAGACUCUCCCCCUCCUAGGCCCCCUAAACCAGGCACAUGGAAGGCAGCCAAAACGUCUGUCACAUCUGAGGUACAGGAGGCCAUAGUGCCUUCAGCAUCAGCUAUGGAAAGGUUAGACAACUUAAUCAAAUCUGCUGCCCUGGAGAAAGGGGACGCAACUGUGUUAUCCAAUGGGAGAUUAGCCUCAACUUCUGACAAUAUUAAUUUGAAAGAUGAGAGUGAGAAGGCCAUAGCCAAGUUAAAGAACUUGGAUGAGUCCGUGCCUCUGCCUGUGAAAAGAAAGGAUGUCAACACCUUCCAGAACAAUCAGCUGAAAUUUUCAGGUGGUGCCACCAGCAUUCCCCCAGAAAACAUGAAAUGUAAUAUCCUCAAAGCCAAACUGGAAGAAGACCAGCAGAAAGAUUCUGAUUCUGACAGAUCACAUGAAGAAAGUCAAAGUAGUAGCGAGGAGGAAAGUGAGUGUGUUGAGAAGAAUUUACGCCCAGAUCUCUCAGUCACUGUAGAGAGUCAAGCAGAUGGUAUCAAUGACAGUGUUGCUAGUGAAGUCAUACGGCCUAGGAAAGAACGUCAGUCUUCAAAGACAUCUAAUCAUUCAGUUAACAAUGGGUAUGACAGUUUAUCUAGGAAAACUAGCUCCACCCUCAGUACAGAGAAAACUGCUGAGAGGGCUAACUCAUCUAGUCGGGGAAGUAAAGUCAGCUUAUCUAUCAAUGAGACUGGGAGUAUAGACAGGAGGGGUCGAAGCACCGCCAUUGAUGAGCCAUACAUACCUGAGAAGCGCCCCCCAUCCCGCAAGUCCCCUGCCCCCCAGCCUGAAUACAACAGUAUGGACAGGAAGUCCAGCCGGCAGCCAGUGGUCAGUCACAACAAGAGUUUUGAUGUGUCUGAUGUGCGCCACAGGAACUCCAGUCAGAGCAGCGAUGUCUUUCUGCCCUCACUCCCCAACAAAGUGCUGGCCAUUCACCAGGAUGACACUCCUCAACAGCCUUCAUCCCCUCCAGGGGCUCCGCCAUCUCCUGCACCAUCCCCAGCCCCGUCCCCACCCACGUCCCGCAAAUCUAAAGUUAAUGUUGAUGGUACUAGCCCGACGUCAGACAAGCCUGUUAUCACACUGACUCGACCUAAUCCACCACCCCGCCCCUCGGACUCCUCCAGCACGGCUCAUAAGGCUGACCACACCAAGAAUGAACAGGACAAAAAUGAAAACACAGCUGAGCGUAAAAGUGCCCCUGUGAAGGUUUCACUGAAUCCAUUUUUACCUGAGCGCCCCUCCAACCCGCCCCCGCUCAGUUCAGCCAAGUCCAACUCCCUGCGGCUCAAGGCUGAGAAAAACCAGACUAAUCCAUUUCUGAAGCCAGACAAAGAAACAGAACCUAAGAGAAAAUCUCUCAACCCAUUCCUGUCUGAUGAUGAAGAAGAAGAAGAUGCUCCUCCUGCUCCUAAAGAACUGACCAAGUCUACCAACCUUGAGAGUGAAGCCAAGACUACCGGCCCCACCCCCGCACCUGCUGGUAAAGAAGUGACCCCCAGCACUGAGGGUGAGGCCAACAGGAAGAGUGUGGGCCCCACCCCUGCACCAAGGUUCUACUCAUCAGGGGGGAUUUUACCACCUGCCACAGACACAAAACCCAAGGUGUCAGAAACUCCCUCAGAACCACCAGCUAAACCUUACCUGAGUUUAAAAAAGUCCCGCCCACCACCUCCACCGCCCUCCCCCACACCAAAGGAAGAGAGUGGUCAGGCGAGCAGCUCGUCCAGUGAGAAAAAGGCCAGCAGUAAAGUGACCGUUGUAGAAACAUCUUUCACAAGAACAGAACCUGUGACAAGAAGAACGUCAUCUACUGCCAAGAUGACAGCUGUCAGUCAUGUGAUCACAAUAGACCGGUCAAGGAGUGACAGCGCUCACAACACAAGCAACUCUCACAUUUCUCCCUGGAUGGUGUCCGACAAGAAGGUCGAGCGCAAGGUCACUCUCAUGACAGAGCUGUAAGCCUCAUCACCUCUGCUAGGCAGGGUUACACACUGUACAUGUCCAUAGAGUCACAGGAUCUGUGAAGUAAGAUCCUUUAAGUAAAAACAAGAUGAGUCCUUGAUGGCUGAACACUAAUGAUAUGCCUGCUUGUUAAUGGGAAUGUCAGAAAUGUUUACAAAUAAUGCAAGUGAUUGAGACGACAUCACUUCAUUACUUAAACAUUCACAGAAUGCUAAUCUAUGGCAGAGGGAAGCAGUAGAUUGCAUCCUUACAGCUGUUGAAACAAGAAAUCCUGCAUCAAGACUGACAGGACUGCCUGCUUUAUGAAAUAGUUGCACAGUCAGCUUUUAAAAUGAUUCUUAGUAAACUCAGCUAAAAGUGGAAGAUGUCAGGUGCGCCACAUUAGAGCCUGUCCCUGCCUGUACAGGCCCUGUCUACAGGUGUCUUGUGUCCAGUGGUUGACAACUAGACUCUCACAGAAUGCAUUUAUCAGAGUUCCUCAUUGUAAGAUAGUCCAUACUUACCCAUACACAUCCCCUUCAUACGCCAGCAUCAUAUGGUGUUAGCUGUCCUUUCAUACACUAAUGGUGUCAGCUGCCCCUUCAUACACCACCAUGGUGUCAACUGGUGUUUCAAUGACACUAUUUUCACUUGCUUCUCAUUUUUUAAAAACGUAAAUGGUUGUGUUCUAUUUAUAGUCUCAGUUCAGUAUACCAUAUCUAAAUGAACAAAUAUUCAGAGAAAUAAAUUGUUCAGUUUUUAAUAGCUUUUGCUUGCUUUUUGAUAGGUUUUAAUUUCCGAGAUUAAUCUCCCCUUAUUGAUUUUAAUCAAGAUUAAAUUCUAGCUUUGUUCUCCUGUGCCCAACUAAUCCAAUUAAAUUAACAUUGUAUAAACCUCCAUCUUAGAGAUAAUAGUUUUAUCAUCCCUCAGAAUUUUUACCCCGAUAUUUUUAUCUGUUUGAAUUUUUAUCCAAAAGUUUUUAUCAUCUGUCAAAGUUUGUAUGAGAAUAUUUGAAAUGAGUUUCACAAUCAGAUCUGAAUCAGACUGCCUCCAUCUGCUAGGAGUUUCUUUAUGCUGUACAUACAUGGCUAACAAAGGCAAUAGAUAGUUGAGCUCUUGUACAGGUUUUCUCUGGGUUGUGAGUCAUCUUGUUUUAUUUACACAUUUUAAAGAUGCCUUGUUCAAAUCAUACUUCACCAAUGCUAAUCCUUGAAAAUUUUAGUUUACUAAUGCUUUUUACAAUAUUUUAAAAACCUUUUAUGCAGUUUACACUAUUUUAUAGAUUUGUUUGCUUUCUCAAUGUUGUGAAAAUUGUCUAUCAAGACCUAUAGAGUUGUUUAUAAUUUGGUUACUUUAUUGUUUAAAAGAUUAUUUUAAAUUAUUUAAAAUGCAAAAUGUAACAUCAAGAAUUUUUAUGCCAUGUGUUAAAGGGUAAACACUUUUUGUUAUGAAUGGUUUAAGUCAUCUGAUGUGCUAUUUCUGAAUGAAUGGUUAAAGGUUAAAUCAUGUGAUCUUACUAUUUUCUGGUGUGUAUGGUUAAUUCAUGUGAUUUUGCUGUUUUCUGGUGUGAAUGGUUAGUUCAUGUGAUUUUGCUGUUUUCUAGUGUGAAUGGUUGUCAAUUGGGGGGGGGGGGGGGCAUUGAGUUUUUAUAUUGUCUUUGAAUAUUGAUGUAAAGUGUGCUAAAUGUAUGCCAUGGAGGCAACCUUUUGUUCAUGUCAUAUCAUUGAAUCUUUAAUCAAGACAUAUCUUUGUAGAGCUGAUACUUAUCAGAUGCUUCUUAACACAGUCAAGAUGAGCGCACAUAGCAGAUUUGCCAUGAAUUAACAUUCCUUCACACAGCAAGAGCAGCUUCAAUCUCUCUAGAGCACUGUUAACAGCUGUAGCUGGUACAGACUUUCUGAUAGGCUUUUCUUCUUUCCAUCCAACACUUCACACAUUCCACACACAUCCAGCGUGGCCUUAAGCAUGGCUGUCUAUAAGCCAGUUGGAUUUAAAAUUGCCUGAAUCUAUCAACAGCAUGGCUGUUUAUAAGCCAGUUGGAUUUAAAAUUGCCUGAAUCUAUCAACAGCAUGGCUGUUUAUAAGCCAGUUGGAUUUAAAAUUGCCUGAAUCUAUCAACAGCAUGGCUGUUUAUAAGCCAGUUGGAUUUAAAAUUGCCUGAAUCUAUCAACAGCAUGGCUGUUUAUAAGCCAGUUGGAUUUAAAAUUGCCUGAAUCUAUCAACAGCAUGGCUGUUUAUAAGCCAGUUGGAUUUAAAAUUGCCUGAAUCUAUCAACAGCAUGGCUGUUUAUAAGCCAGUUGGAUUUAAAAUUGCCUGAAUCUAUCAACAGCAUGGCUGUUUAUAAGCCAGUUGGAUUUAAGAUUGCCUGAAUCUAUCAAUGUUUAAGAAUACAACUAGUUUAGGCUGAGUGCUAGCUUCAUGAAUGUAACUUCACCUAACUUGUGAUGCAGCAUUAACCUGCUGUAAGUUUUAUUGUGUAACAUCCUACUAUUAGCCCUACUAAAUUACUAAUCAUCCAAUAUACAGUGAAUAUAUUAUAAAUGUAUGAACUAUGUAAAUGAGUGUAGUAGUCCAUGAACAAUGCAGAUGUAUCCUCUCUCUGUGAAUACCAUUGAGGCUCUGUUCUAGCUAGUGGUGAGAUAUAACUGUGUAAUGGCUACUGUUUCGUCUUUCAUCACAACCUCAUAGCUCUUAUGCUAGUUCUUUAAAUGGCCUUUCAACAUAUGCUUAACACUACACUUUUUAAAAACACCUUUUUUUUAAAAAAAAAAAAAUCUCUAAUUUCUAUGAUCAUGUAUUUUGAUUGGGGUACACUUUAAAAUUUUUCUCUCUCUUAAACCUAAUGGAAGUUAACGCAUGAUUUGAUUUCUUGCACUAAUUGACCCUGCACUGUAUUGCAUGACAUGUUCAGCUCAGUCACCUCAUGAUUUGAGCUGAACUUCUCUGUUCAGUCAUCUCAUGAUUUUAGCUGAACUGGUACAACUCUGU
Physella acuta is the source of this 6434-nucleotide messenger RNA. Its product is annotated as band 4.1-like protein 5. Gene Ontology annotation, molecular function: cytoskeletal protein binding. The record is from RefSeq and is a predicted model, not a curated record. Gene Ontology annotation, cellular component: cytoskeleton. Gene Ontology annotation, biological process: actomyosin structure organization. Lineage: Eukaryota; Metazoa; Mollusca; Gastropoda; Physidae.